CUGCCCGGCACGGCCGGGCCCGGGAUGGAGCCCAGGACGACGCGACUGGCGGCAGCGGCCUCUGCAGUCAGCCAAGGGCCUGGUGGGCUCUGGACCCCAGGCAGGCCCGAGGCCGGCGUGUGCUCCCUGGCCCUGCCCUCCGACCUGCAGCUGGACCGCCGGGGAGCCGAGGGGCCGGAGGCGGAGCGACUGCGGGCGGCCCGCGUCCAGGAGCAGGUCCGCGCCCGCCUUCUGCAGCUGGGCCAGCAGCCGCGGCACAAUGGGGCCACAGAGGUGGAGGCCGAGGCAGCUAGAGGCACGUCCAGGGCUCAGUACCACACCCUGCAGUCUGGCUUCAGCUCGCGCUCUCAGGGCCUGAGCGGGGACAAGACCUCGACCUUCCGGCCCGUUGCCAAGCCAGCCUACGGCCCGGCCUCCUGGUCCUCUCGCUCGGCGGUCGACCUGAGCUGCAGUCAGAGGCUGAGCUCCGCCCACAACGGGGGCAGCGCCUUUGCGGCUGUGGGAUACAGGGGCACCCAGCCCACCCCACACAUGCCCACCAGGCCCGUGUCCUUCCACGAGCGCGGUGGGGGCGGGAGCCGGGCCGACUAUGACACCCUGUCACUGCGCUCCCUGAGGCUGGGGGCCGGGGCCCUGGAUGACCGCUACAGUGUGGUGUCCGAGCAGCCGGAGCCCGCGGCCGCCUCCACCUACAGGGCCUUCGCCUACGAGCGCCAGGCCAGCUCCGGCUCCGGGCGGGCGGCGGGGCUGGACUGGCCAGAGGCCCCCGAGGGCCCUCCGUGCCGGACCAUCCGUGCCCCGGCCAUGCGGACCUUGCAGCGAUUCCAGAGCAGCCACCGAAGCCGCGGGGGGGCCGGGGCGGUGCCACCGGGGGCCGUCCUGGAGCCUGUGGCCCGAGCGCCGUCCGUGCGCAACCUCAGCCUCAGCCUGGCCGACUCAGGCCAUCUGCCUGACGUGCGUGGGCUGGACAGCUACUGCAGCCACCGCUCCCUGCAGAGGCUCAGCAGCGGUUUUGAUGACAUUGACCUGCCCUCAGCAGUCAAGUACCUCAUGGCUUCAGACCCCAACCUGCAGGUGCUGGGAGCAGCCUACCUCCAGCACAAGUGCUACAGCGACGCGGCAGCCAAGAAGCAGGCCCGCAGCCUCCAGGCCAUACCCAGGCUGGUGAAGCUGUUCAACCACGCCAACCAGGAGGUGCAGCGCCACGCCACGGGCGCCAUGCGCAACCUCAUCUACGACAACGCGGACAACAAGCUGGCCCUGGUGGAGGAGAACGGGAUAUUCGAGCUGCUGCGGACACUGCGGGAGCAGGACGAUGAGCUGCGCAAGAACGUCACAGGGAUUCUGUGGAACCUGUCAUCCAGCGACCACCUGAAGGACCGCCUGGCCCGCGACACGCUGGAGCAGCUCACGGACCUGGUGCUGAGCCCCCUGUCCGGGGCCGGCGGCCCCCCCCUCAUCCAGCAGAACGCCUCCGAGGCUGAGAUUUUCUACAACGCCACCGGCUUCCUCAGGAACCUCAGCUCAGCCUCGCAGGCCACCCGCCAGAAGAUGCGCGAGUGCCACGGGCUGGUGGAUGCCCUGGUCACCUACAUCAACCAUGCCCUGGACGUGGGCAAGUGCGAGGACAAGAGCGUGGAGAACGCGGUGUGUGUGCUGCGGAACUUGUCCUACCGCCUGUACGACGAGAUGCCACCUUCCGCCCUGCAGCGGCUGGAGGGCCGGGGCCGCAGGGACGUGGCGGGGGCACCGCCCGGCGAGGUGGUGGGCUGCUUCACGCCCCAGAGCCGGCGGCUGCGCGAGCUGCCGCUGACGGCCGACGCCCUCACCUUCGCUGAGGUGUCCAAGGACCCCAAGGGCCUGGAGUGGCUGUGGAGCCCCCAGAUCGUGGGGCUGUACAACCGGCUGCUGCAGCGCUGUGAGCUCAACCGCCACACCACGGAGGCGGCCGCCGGGGCACUGCAGAACAUCACUGCCGGAGACCGCAGGUGGGCUGGCGUGCUGAGCCGCCUGGCCCUGGAGCAGGAGCGCAUCCUGAACCCGCUGCUGGACCGAGUCCGGACUGCGGACCACCACCAGCUGCGCUCGCUGACCGGCCUCAUCCGAAACCUGUCUCGGAAUGCCAGGAACAAGGACGAGAUGUCCACGAAGGUCGUGAGCCACCUGAUUGAGAAGCUCCCUGGCAGCGUGGGUGAGAAGUCGCCCCCAGCUGACGUGCUGGUCAACAUCAUCGCUGUGCUCAACAACCUGGUCGUGGCCAGUCCCAUCGCCGCCCGAGACCUGCUCUACUUCGACGGGCUCCGCAAGCUCAUCUUCAUCAAGAAGAAGCGGGACAGCCCCGACAGUGAGAAGUCGUCCCGGGCGGCCUCCAGCCUCUUGGCCAACCUGUGGCAGUACAAUAAGCUCCACCGUGACUUCCGGGCGAAGGGCUAUCGGAAAGAGGACUUCCUGGGCCCGUAGGCAAGACCCCCUGGAGGAGGAGAAGGUGAUGUGGCCCAGCCUCCGAGGGACAGGCUCAGCUCCAGCCGCGCCAGCCUGGCCUGGAGGAGAAGGCUGACGCCCGAGGGGCCUCUUACUGGGGCCCUAGGCCACCGGGAGGGGUGGGGGCUCACAGCUGGGGACUGGGCUUCCGCAGGGCAGGGGGUGGGGCAGGGCUUGAGGCAGCUUGGGUGUGUGGGGCGGUGACUUGGGCACAUUGGCAGAGGUGGGGCCAGCUGUGGCCUGGCAGCACCACAGGGCAGCCGGCACUGAAAUAAAGAUGGCAAUGAACACA
Messenger RNA from Lemur catta (Ring-tailed lemur), 2773 nucleotides. It is a transcript of the gene PKP3, whose product is annotated as plakophilin 3. Gene Ontology annotation, molecular function: cadherin binding. Gene Ontology annotation, cellular component: adherens junction; plasma membrane; nucleus. Gene Ontology annotation, biological process: cell-cell junction assembly; cell-cell adhesion. NCBI's taxonomy places the organism in Eukaryota, Metazoa, Chordata, Mammalia, Primates, Lemuridae. The record is from RefSeq and is a predicted model, not a curated record.